Messenger RNA from Cyphomyrmex costatus, 3879 nucleotides. RefSeq names its product nascent polypeptide-associated complex subunit alpha, muscle-specific form. Lineage: Eukaryota; Metazoa; Arthropoda; Insecta; Hymenoptera; Formicidae. The transcript is spliced from 5 exons. The coding region runs from base 1 to 3102 and encodes 1033 amino acids. The record is from RefSeq and is a predicted model, not a curated record.
AUGGAAUACGUCCUACAAGCGGGACGCAGUUUGGGCAAUGGCAUGUGCAGAGUUGCGUGUGCCCUUGCACGUGGAACUCGGAGAAUAUUAGCUUAUGUUCCACUAUUGGGCAUUACCGCAGUUCCGGUAGAUGAGCAGGAUACAGAUCUACCCACGGGUGGCGAAGAUGCAGAGAAUGCAACGGCCGCCACAAGCAGUCCGGUGGAGGAGAAAUCAGCGACAAGCAGUCCCUCAACGGACGAGCAGGCAGCCUCGCCGACAGCAGCAGUCACGGCCGAGCCGAAGGAAGAAGCUGCCGCAGUGUCGCCAACAGCAGCCGCCGUAGCUGUUAGUCCGGUCGAGGAAAAGAAAAAGGAACCCACUCCCUCCGCCCCCACUCCCGUCCCGUCCGUCGAGGAUAAGAAAGAGGAGGCGGUUGAAAAAGUCGAGGCCGAGAAAAAAGUAGUCGAGGUCAGUCAGUCAGCCGGCGGUCACUCCGUAGCGGACCCGGUAGAGAUCCCCGUCUACCGAGUCCAGCCAGUCGCGACGCCGUCUAUCAUUGAGAGGAAAGCCAGUGAGGACCUCCCGUCCCUGCCCCCAUCCAGUCCACCGCCGACUCCCAUAGAUCCGUCGCCUUUACAGCAGGCUCGGCAGGCCGCGGCGAACGCCACAGCCCUGGCCGAGGCGCUCAAGCUGCCUGCCGUGGCUGCCGAUAAGGAGGAAUCGACACCGCCGGCAUCACCGGCACCACCACUUGACGUCGCGUCACACCCGUCGUCUCGCGAAGACAUUCUUCCCCAAGAGAACCGCGCAAAUGAAUCCACCACCGUUGCUGUCGCGUCCCCCACAUCACUCGAUUCCUCCACCGACAACUUACUCCCGACGGAAGCGACUUUUGUCCUCGCGAAAGUAGAGUGCCUACCGGUGGUAGAGACCGAGAUCGAAGUUGAAACGUCUCAAGAUAUUGCGAAAAAAAUAAGGGAGACAUUAGAAAGUAACCGUGAUAAUAAGGAAAAAAUGCUGGAGAUAGAUAACGACAUCACGAUGAAGGAGAAAGUAUAUAAGUGUCAGAAAAGUGAGGCAAAUUGGUCGAGGGAAACUCCGUCUCUUGCGAUGGAAUGCGAUAGAAAUGCACAGAGCAAAGGUGUAGAAAAAGUUCCUGAUAUUGUUGCGAUGGCUAAAAUUGUGAAUGAGGCUUUACCAGUGGAGUGUCAAACAAAGAGCGAGAUAAAUAGCUGUGAAGUUCCGAUGAAGAUAAAUGUACCGCCUACCAUCGAACAUAAAGUCGAGGCUGAAACGUUAUCGUCGGCUGAGAUUGAAACAAAAGAUGCCCGUCCGGCGGUAAAGCAAUAUUUAUUAUCUGAAAAUAUAAAGAAUUCUCCAGAUAAAACGCAGCGUAUAGAAUCAAUUGCGAAAUUGUCAGACUCGGAUCUUCCUUCUAUUGAAAAAUGUGUGUUUAUUGACACAACAAAAUCAUCGGAAGUUAGUUCUAUAGUCUUUGCAAAGUCGAUCGAAAGUUCAUCAAAGGAGUUGGAGCAGUCGUCAGUGGUAGAAAUUGUGGAACAAUCGAGCGAAAUACCGAUUGAAUAUGAACACGAUUAUGCAAAACUGAAAGAAAUCAAGGAAGAAGAAGGAAUCUCGUCGACACCUUCACCGAUUGAGCUAUUUAUAAAUUCCGAGGAGGGUCCAUUGUCAGUUUCAGAGGAUAUUUUGGUAGAAGCCAGGCCUGCGUUGAUUAUUCCAGAAGAUGACAGUGUGGAAGAGCUUACCGACACCACUGAAUCCGUCAAGGUGAUUCCCGAAACUGACGAAGAGAAACUGGAGAUUGAGCUUGAAUCGGACAUUACGACGUUACCUAUGGAAGAAACUUUGAUUUCAGAAGAAUUAGAUAUUUUUGUUCCGGAAAACCCAGCAGUUGAGCUAUUAACUGAAUUUGUCAUAUCUGAUAUGAGAAACAAAAUGGAAACAGUCAGUGAAGUUGAAGAUACGUUGCCAUGUCCGCCUGAAGAGUUAACCGCAUUCAACUCUCAAACAUUCGAGUUUCAAAAUACAAGUGCAAUUGAGACAGAACCAGUUGUUAACAAAGAAGAACCUAUCGCAAUAUCUUCUUCAGUUGUUGAGGCAGAACCGUUUAUGACAUCCUCUUUGCAACUUGAGCAAACCGAGGAGAUCAAAAGGUGUCUUCUUUCAUCAAAGGAUCGCUUAACAUCGCCGGAAUUCUGUCCCUUAGAUGAUAUAGAAUCAGUACCGUCAGAGGCUCCGACGUGUUCCCUCUCAGAAAAGCACUUGAGCGAACCUCAGACGCUAGCUCUCUCGCCCGAACCCGAAAAUGUACUUAUCUCUUUGGAAGAUCUACCCCCGGCGCCUGAAGACACGGGGACGCAGAGCUUAGAUUCCUUCGAUUAUCCUUUACCACCGGAAGAACUCUCUUGUCCAUUAUUAUUGAUUCCUCCUGCGAAUAUAUCCAUAGAUGAAUUACCACCAGCUCCCGUCGAGCACGUAGCCAACCCAAGAGACCCGACAGAGACGCUCCUUACGCCGCCCUUAAGUCCUAACUUCCAACAGUCUAGUGUCACACCCGGCAUCGCGACAGAAAUCGCCACGAAAGACCGCUCGCAAAUUCCCUCAUACGACGAAGACGACAGCAGCAAUCGUGAACAAUCGAUGUUGCUGAGCGAACCGCUGACGAUGUCACGUGAUCAAUCAUUGAACAUUGAGUUGAAGGAGAGACUGGCGACCGAGUGCGUAGUGAAGACCGAAAGCCAGGAAGAGGCCUUGUCGUGUCAGUUGUCGAACUCCAUCCCGUCGACUGCCGUCAAGGAGCAUCACCAGAACGCUCCGGAAGUUGAGGCGCCGGUAGAAAACAAUGUCGCCCACGAUGUUAGUACGACGGAGAGUGUCGAUGAAGCUCCCAAAGUUGCACCACCAGUUGUCCCGACUGAAGCACCCACCUCCCCGCCAACAGCACCAGCUAUCACUGAGGACGUCGCCUCUGUCACCAAGGCCAUCGAGGAGAUCGACAUAAGUGAUAAAGCAGUCGCGGCGGCAGUGAACGAAGCUAUCGAAUGCAACACGAAUGAAAUCAUCGCUGACGCGCACCACCAAAACAACAUAAACGAAUAAGCGCCACUAAUCGAAUUGUAUUUUGGAAAGAAGAAAGUUCUUUUCUCUCGUUAAAACCAAAAAAGUAUAUUAUAUAGAUAUGUAUAUUUGGACCAUUCCUGCAACAGAAAAUAACGUUCUUUCGUUACGAGCAGCAAAAGGGAAAAACGGGGCGACGACGAUGAUGACGAUGACGAUGACGAUGACGAUGACGAUAACGAUGACGAUAACGACGACCGCGGCAUCGCGAGAGCAUAUAGACUCUAUAGGCCUAUUAAUUAUUAGAUGAUGUUUAACGGUAGGACAAACGAGAAUACGUGCAUGAAAGUUUAUGAUUGUUUAUUCAAGAACUAUUUACGUUCAUGAGGUCAUACAUUACGUGAACGUAUUCUGGAAUAGCACACAUAACGUUACGUGCAUGGUCUCUUUCACUGAUUAAAUGAUGUUCGUUUCAUUCCUUGUGGCGCGCGGGAAGGCCUUUAAGGCGCCGAAAUACUUUCGGAUCUUGUCUAGCUGCAGGUUACAACGAUCGUCCCUGCUGUGUAGAAAUUUUUAAAGUAUCAUUAACUGUUAUUGAAAUAAAGUCUAAUGCUCGAACAUCGCGCGACGGACAAGCGAUAAAAGCGAUUAAGAUCGUCGAGACGAUAGGGCGAGAAUCGUUCGUCGCGCAUUCCAGAGGAAAUACUCAUUGGAUGGCGCCCUCCCGUAAUUACAUAACUAUUGUACUCUAUGAGAAAGCGAAAGAGUGUGAACGAGAAUGAAAGAGACAGAAAGAAAGAGAGAGCAUGAAAGAGAAUG